GAAAACCUAGAUAAGAAUAUAGUUGUUGAAGUAUCCUCUUCAUCUAUUGCUAUCCCAUUCCCUGCUCCUCUUUUCAGAAAUACCUGUGAAUUAUGAGAUCAGGAAAAAGAGGUGCAGGGCCCUGAGUUGCAACGCAGCACUUGAACUUCCUUUCCCGCAGCCAAAGAAACUGACUGGAGAGUGCACUGUCAGGAGAGAGAUUCGAUCUGCACAGAAUAUUCUGUGAGGAAGUGCUUCUGAAAAGCAUGAUCCUGAGUCCAGAUUCCUCUGUCAGAUAGAAAGUUCAACUCGGUCAAUUGAUUGCUCUCUUGCUCAUUGCACAGUCGGUCUGAACUGGAAAUCCAGAAACUUUGCGCUCCCCCUUUCAUAUAAUGUUUUACCUACAGAGGAUGAUUUCCUGGAUAACAAAUUCAGUUCUUCAGCUAGCUCCAGUUAUAAAUCAGACUGCCUGUUAGGUUCCGGAUGGGAGGAGUAUUAAACAAUUGUAGCUGGCAGAGGAUUCUGGACUCAGGAUCAUGCUUUUCAGGAUCAACUGAGGAUACCUCAUUUAGGGAGUCUCUUGAACUUGAUAACAGUUCAAAUGUGAUGCAUGAGAGAAGGAACCCAUUUAUCCGGAGGUUUUCUUUGCAUAGAAGCCUGAUACAUGAUGGAUCAUCUUUUGAUAGUGAUGAAGAUAUUAAGUUUGAAAAAAGUAAAUACAGAACUAAACAAAAUCGCCUUGAAGAUGAUUAUAGUGUUGAACUUGAAGUAGCUGAUGAUGUUAAUCAGGUGUUAAAUCAUAGGCCUCCUAGAGGCAAGAUAAUAUAUUUUGAGAAGUUCUCCAGGUGCAAAACUCAGAGCAAGGCAUUGCAGAGGCCAAAUUUUUUGUCAGGAGAUUCAGAAAUGUCUUCAUUAACCAAGGACAUUCUAGAUGAAUACGAUCAUCUUAUGGACUUCUUUAAACAGACUGCUGAAAAUUAUGGUUCUGGCCUACCAUCUUUUAGUCCAGAACCGUUUCCUCUGCCACCAGAUCCUUUGCUCGGGACCAGGUUUCAAGAUGUUAAUCCUUACAUUGCUGAAAGUGGGAUUGAAACUUCUGUUAAACAUGAAGUUGGUGUCACGUGUAAUUUCGGAAACAUGGAACAUAAUCUCUUGGUUCCUGCCAUAAAUAAUAUGGGAAAAGAGGACUGCUUGUUCCCAAAUCCUGCAAAGUUUGAUCUCGAUUUUUAUGCUUGUUCUAAAGAGGGAUAUGGGCAGUAUAGAGGCACUUGAUGCAUGGGACGUUUAUAGUUCAGGUCCUUCUGAAGUCUAUUAUGACGGAGAUGAUUUGUCACAUUUACAUUCUCAUGGUGAAGAAAGUCUUAAUAAUUAUAUGACACCAUGAGCGAUGCUCUCCUCUCGUGUGGAUGGGAACUCGGGUAAAUGGAUUGAUGUUGGAAAUCGAGGUAAAACAGAUGAGCUUAUAAGGAAGAAGAAGAGUAGAAGAUGUCAAUCAGCUCACCCAUUUUACCAAGCCAAUAAGAAGUUCUUUGCCAUGGGGCAGUCCUCAAGAAUGGCAGCAGGAAAUAACAAUAUUAAGAUUGUUCAUGAUGUGCCACUCAUGCCAGAAACUAGAGCUUUCAGGAGAUUGCAGCAUUCAGAAGCUAUCUGCUUGGAGCUUCCACAGCAAUCAUCCCAUCAAUGUGAUCAGGCUUCCACCCCAAGUUGUGGUGAUGGUGUAUUCUCUCAUGGAAGUUCAAGUGUGAAAAUGAAACUAGUUAACAUCUGGAAUAACAAAUUACAAGCUAAAGGGGAAUGCACAAGUACACGCGAUGGGGAGUCAAAAGAAGAAUUUGCACCGACAAAAACUCAAAGUUUCUUAAUGCUGGGACAGAAUGGAGGGAUUUCCGUCCAGAGAUCACAAUUGAGUACUUUAACUAUAUCUCAGAUGUUUUUGCGACUUCUCUAUCGUGUAUAGAUGAUGGACUUUUACCCCUUCCAGUAUGAGAUGCAAGGCAGAACUGGAACAGAGAAUCUUAAGAAUCAGGAUACUAUACUCACGUCACUUCUUUCGUCUUGCAUUUUGUUGGUGAUUCACUGGUUGCUGAUACCAUUGAUAAAAACUACCUGGAGGGUACCAAAGUUCUCCAAUAGGUUGAUAAGAAGUUUAUUCCAAUUAUGGCAGGCACAAUACUUGCUAUAAUUGAUCAGGACUAUUCUGGCCGCUGCAUAGUCCAUUAUGGCCAUUCUUGGUUUCUCAUGAAUUCCUUAUAAUGCAUUUAUUUUAAACAAUUGUUUCUCUUACGGAUGGUUUGGUUGGACUCAUUAGCAAAUAUAAAUAAGCAUAAACUUCCGCAUAAAUAGUAUAAUAUUUGUUGGCCACGUAAGAAAAUGUAAUUUCCGCAUAACUAUGUAGCACUCAGUUAUCUGCAUUAUAUAGUCAAGGAUUAUGAUCUUUUGUUUGAUUCUAGCAUUUAUCUUCAUUGGACAUUACGCUAAUUCUAAUGUUCUACAGUAU
Molecule: messenger RNA, 2476 nt
Organism: Solanum dulcamara
Lineage: Eukaryota; Viridiplantae; Streptophyta; Magnoliopsida; Solanales; Solanaceae
Exons: 4
Coding region: 1367-1936 (189 amino acids)
Source: RefSeq, a predicted model, not a curated record